This is a messenger RNA of Pedinophyceae sp. YPF-701, 2097 nucleotides long. NCBI's taxonomy places the organism in Eukaryota, Viridiplantae, Chlorophyta, Pedinophyceae. The record is from the annotation of a GenBank genome assembly.
AUGCUUCCAGAAGUACGGGACCAGCCUCAGAGCAGCGCACGGCGCAGCUCCAUGCCGCUGGCCCCGUCCAACUUCGGCACCGCGCCGCUGACGUCGCUGGCCCAUCCCAGGCCAGGCGCUACGGCCCCCCGGUUGUAUUCAAACCUCACCCCGGUCGGUCGGCCCUCGUAUGCGCGCGUGGCGCCUGCCCGAGGCUCCAGUGGGUGCCGGUUGGAUUCGAUCGACCUACCCGGCGAGCCCGCGGACCCCGAAGGCCACGGCCCGGGACAUAUGGAGACGAUCGUCGAGAAGUUCAGGCGCUCGUCCACUGCGGGUGUGCCCAGCCGUGCCGCUUUGCCAGGCCGCACGGCCGUGCACGGAGACGUCGGCGGAUCGCCACGCGUUUCGCGGCUGAGUGAUGCGGGCGUGACCAACAACGCGCGCGGCGCGGCGUCGGUUCGCGCGUCACUGGGCGCACAGGACAACAAGCCUGUCCUGAUUCAGCUGGGCGACGGCAACUGCGUGCUGGCGCCGGCAAACGCUCCCACGUGGAUCGGCGACGGCGAGGCGAGCGGGGCGCGCGCGGAGACCUCGCAGGACGGCACGCAGGGCAGCUCUUCUGGGCAGACGAUCAAAGUCACGACUGGCGCUUCUCUCAAGAACCUCCUGGACAAGCCCGCGCAGCCUGCGGGCCUACCUGUGCCCAGGCGACCGUCUGCAGCCAUGGACGACAAGCACGGGCUGUCGGCCAUGCGCAGGACCACCACGCCCCGGUCCAGCCAGGGGCGCAGCUCGGGCGUCGUCGACGCCGCCGGGCAGCGCGUGCCGUCGCUGCGGCCUGCCCUGCGGCCUGCUGGCGAAUCUGUUCUCGCCUCGGGGUCGUCCUUGCGCCCAGAGAAGAACCGCCGCGUGUCCUUCAACCCAGCCCAGGUCGGCGACGCGGUCGGCACGUUCUCGCGCCGCCCGACGCUCGACGCCCUGCACUCUGUGGAGCUCGACGCCGCGGGCUCCGAGGCGUCGUCGUCCAAGUCUCGCCGCGCCACGACCCUCGGCUUCCUGCGCCAGGCACGCAAGGAUAGCGCACGCGCACGGCGCACGACAAUCGCCCCCGAUGAGCCGGUCACCGCGAUCCCCGCGGCCGGGGCAUCCCGUGAGGAGGUGCUCAAGGCGCUGCACAGCAUGACGCUGGAGGCGGCGCUGGCGCCGGAGCCGCGGCCCGAUGAGGCGAAGAAGGAGCGCCGGUCUUGGCUGGCGUCCAUCCGUGGCGAGCGCGUGGCCUUCGGCGAGGGGCACGGCAAGUUUGCGAGCAAGCACACGUACUUUCCGCUGAACGACGGGCGGUACAAGGCGUACCUGCGGGACGUGCAGGGCCUGACGCGCAUCUGGGUGGAGGCAGUGGCGGCAGACGACGCGCGCGACGGCGCGGUGAUGCGGUCGACGCUGGCGGCGAUCGCGGCACGGCGGGAGUCGGAGGCGCUGAUGGCGCACCCGCAGGUGCUGAGGGCGACGGUGGCGCGCAUGGCGUCGCGUGCGGGCGCGCACGGGCCGACGGCGACGCUGCGGGAGCUGCUGUGCGGCGCGUACGACCACGCCACGCCGGUGGAACUCACCUUGCUGCAGUGCGAGGUGAUUGCGCUGUGGCACGGCGGCGACGACUGCUUCGGUCUGAGCGAGGAGGAGUUCAAGGCCCUGGCGCACAUGAUGGCAGCGUUGGAGACGUUCCUGGGAAUUUCCGGGCAGGGCCUGCCGGCGGACGCGCUGGGCAACGUGGCGCUCGGCGUGCACGGCGUGGCGGAGACGGCGCACAUGCGCGUGAUGCACACGCGCAUGAAGACGCUCGAGGCGCGCCACGGCGGGCGGCACCUGGACUUCCGAGGCAUCGUGGACUGGUGGCUGAACGUCAAUGCGCACUCGGGCUUCGCGCUGACGCUGCCGAUCGUCAAGUCGCUCGGGGCCCCGAAGUCGACGCUGCUGCGCGAGGCACUUCGUACGUUUCAAGCCAACCUGCAGCGGUCGAUGGACGAGGCCGGCGACGAUGGGCUGAGGGAUGUGGGCAGUGAGCUGGACCGGUCGCUGUCGCGCGGGAAGCCCCGCAGGCGGAAGUCCUUGCCCGUCUGA